Messenger RNA from Penicillium cataractarum, 705 nucleotides. Its product is annotated as methyltransferase family protein. Gene Ontology annotation, cellular component: membrane; endoplasmic reticulum. The transcript has a single exon. Bases 1 to 705 code for a protein of 234 amino acids. The record is from RefSeq and is a predicted model, not a curated record. Lineage: Eukaryota; Fungi; Ascomycota; Eurotiomycetes; Eurotiales; Aspergillaceae. Gene Ontology annotation, biological process: C-terminal protein methylation. Gene Ontology annotation, molecular function: protein C-terminal S-isoprenylcysteine carboxyl O-methyltransferase activity.
AUGACUCAAGCAGGUACCACGGCUCUCGCCGCCGCCAUGAUGGGCGCCGGCUAUCUCUGCGCGCUCUGCGCCACACCACCGAACCCAUCCCCCGACCGUAAAGACCGUCACCAAACAGAUCGAAUUAGCUUCAUCGCAGGCUCGGGGGCCACGAUUGUCCGUCGCAUCGCCGUCACUGCCAUCACAUACCAUGCCCUCCUCACAGCGCUGCCGGUUUACGCGCCCCAGCGGAUGUCGCAGAUGUGCCCGCGACCGCAUAAUCUCAACCCAGAGUUGUUCUCGUGGAGUGUCCCCGCGAUCGCGGGCAUCUUGCUGAUAUGCCUCGGGGCAUACGUCCGGCUCGCUGCGUACGGCAAACUUAGUCGCAAUUUUACAUUUCACCUCGCAGCGCCGGAUCAGUUGGUCACGUCGGGUGUCUACGGCUGGAUGCAACAUCCGAGUUACACGGGGCUGGUUCUGAUUGGGUUUGGUGUCGCGUCGCUGUUUUGUCGAUGGGAUGCCGUGCCUGCUUGUUGGAUUUCCGAGACCACGCUGGCUCGAUGGUCUGGAUGGGGAUUGGGAGUCCUUGGGACUUAUAUCUCGGUCGCACUUUGUGUGCUGUUUACGAGGGUGAAGGAUGAGGAGGAGAUGCUGAAGGGGAAAUUUGGCAAGGAGUGGGAGCAAUGGCAUCGGUCGACAAAACGGUUUAUUCCGGGAAUUAUGUGA